Messenger RNA from Amborella trichopoda, 1696 nucleotides. Its product is annotated as glycerol-3-phosphate acyltransferase RAM2. Gene Ontology annotation, cellular component: membrane. Gene Ontology annotation, molecular function: phosphatase activity; glycerol-3-phosphate 2-O-acyltransferase activity. Gene Ontology annotation, biological process: cutin biosynthetic process. The record is from RefSeq and is a predicted model, not a curated record. Lineage: Eukaryota; Viridiplantae; Streptophyta; Magnoliopsida; Amborellales; Amborellaceae.
AUGGCCUCUCGACGCAAUGUGCGCACAGUCGACGAGUGCGCGUCGAUCGGCCGUGAGAAUCACACCGUGGUGGCUGACAUGGAUGGCACUCUGCUUUGUGGGCGCAGCUCCUUCCCGUAUUUUGCACUUGUGGCCUUCGAGGUUGGCGGCAUCUUGAGGCUUCUGGGGUUGCUCUUGGUGUUGCCCCUCGCGGGAAUCCUGUACUAUUUCAUCUCGGAAUCUGCAGGGAUUCAGGUUCUGAUAUUUGCCACCUUCACAGGAAUGAGAGUGGCGGAUAUCGAGUCAGCCGCACGAGCUGUGCUGCCAAAAUUUUACUCUGCGGAUCUCCACCCGGAGACAUGGCGUGUUUUUUCGUCCUGUGGGAGACGGUGUGUGCUCACUGCAAAUCCAAGGGUGAUGGUUGAAGCGUUCCUUAAGGAUUAUCUCGAAGCGGAUAUGGUGAUCGGCACCGAGAUUGCGACGUACAAGGGGAGGGCCACUGGCCUUGUGUCGCCCUCAGGGGUGUUGGUUGGAGGAAAGAAGGCGGAGGCCCUGAAGGUGGCCUUUGGAGAGGACGUGCCCCAUAUCGGCCUUGGUGAUCGGAAGACUGACCUUCCCUUCAUGACGCUCUGCAAGGAGGCGUAUAUGGUCCCGGCAAAUCCAAAGGUGGAGGCAGUGAGCGGAGAGAAGCUGCCUAAGCCCAUCAUCUUCCACGAUGGUCGCCUGGUUCAGAAGCCCACCCCACUAGUGGCACUCCUCACAAUCCUCUGGAUCCCUGUGGGCUUCAUCCUAGCCUGUUUACGCAUAGCAGCCGGCGCCCUUCUCCCGAUGCCCCUCGUCUACCACGCCUUUCGAGCCCUAGGCGUUCGCGUCACCAUCAAAGGGACUCCCCCACCACCUGCCCAACGCUCCGCCGGUGUGUCGGGUGUCUUGUUCAUCUGCUCCCACCGCACCCUCCUCGACCCCAUCUUCCUCUCCACCGCCCUCGGCCGACCGAUCGCCGCCGUCACCUACUCCGUCUCUCGCUUGUCUGAGAUCCUGUCUCCCAUCAAGACCGUCAGACUGAACCGUGACCGCACCAAGGACGCGAACAUGAUAAAGGAAUUGCUUCAAGAAGGCGACCUUGUCAUCUGCCCUGAGGGAACCACUUGCAGGGAGCCUUUCUUGUUGAGGUUCAGCGCUUUGUUUGCGGAGCUCACGGAUGAGAUCGUGCCGGUGGCCAUGGCUAACAGGAUGAGCAUGUUCCACGGGACGACUGCUCGGGGUUGGAAGGGUAUGGACCCCUUCUACUUCUUCAUGAACCCGACCCCUGCGUAUGAGGUCACGUUCCUCAACAAGCUUCCGAAGGAACUGACCUGCGCGGGGGGGAAGUCGAGCCAUGAGGUAGCCAACUACAUACAGAGGGUGAUUGCCUCUACACUCUCUUAUCAGUGCACCAACUUCACUAGGAAGGACAAGUACAAGGCGCUUGCAGGCAACGAUGGCACUGUAGCUGAGAAGAAGCCUGGCCUCCCACCCAACAAGGUCAUGGGUUGCUAGCUGUGUGCCUAAGGCGUAUUUUGAAUUUUGAGUCUCGCUGGUUUCUUUUUCUUUUUUUUUUGGUAAAUCAGUGCGGACAACAGCCCCAACCCAUUAUUUCAAAUAGUUCAUGAGUUAGUUUUUUUUUGAAAGGGUUAGUGGGAUGAUGUGAAAUGGAAACCAUAACGUGGUGACUAGA